Messenger RNA from Stereum hirsutum FP-91666 SS1, 435 nucleotides. RefSeq names its product NTF2-like protein. The transcript is spliced from 4 exons. The record is from RefSeq and is a predicted model, not a curated record. NCBI's taxonomy places the organism in Eukaryota, Fungi, Basidiomycota, Agaricomycetes, Russulales, Stereaceae. Bases 1 to 435 code for a protein of 144 amino acids.
AUGUCUCAAGACAACGGCGCUGCUCUCGAAUGGCUGCAAAAGUUCCACGCAGCUGGGGAUUCCUUGAGUGUCGACGCCUGGACACCAUGGUUCACUGAAGACUCCAUAGUGAGCGUGGGUAACAAUCCAACCAUUCAGGGCCGCGAUAAUUUUCUCAAGCUUUACGCACAUCAAGCCCACGUACUAGACUUGAUGAAGCACGAUAUCACUCACUUUGACGUCGUCGGAGACCGUAUAUAUCACCAGACCAGCAUCACAUACAAGGUGAAGGGCGAUGCAUCAGGGCAGACCCUGAAUAUUCCCGCUAUCUCCAUCGUCCAUCGCAACGGGGAACAGAAGAUCUAUAAAUUGGAAAUCUACGUCGACAAUACGCCUUUGAUGGCCAAGGUCAAGGAAGCCAUGGCCGCUAAAGCUCAGGCUUCUGCUUCCGCCUGA